AUGGCAGAUGUCGCCCUAGGAAUAGCUUCGUCCGUUACCGCCCUCAACCAAAGCAUCACUACUGCCAUUAAAUGUGUCAAGAACGUACACGAUGCGCCUAAAGAAAUUACCCAGUUCUUGACGGAGCUACAGUAUAUGGAGAUCUAUCUGUCCGCCCUAGGCAAGCUUAUUAAGCUAUCCUCCCAAGACGACCCCUGGUUGGAGACAUUACAGCAGUUGCGCGGUCCUCUCCAGGAACUUACGGAGUUACUCAGGGGACUCAAUAGAAAGUUGAGAAGUGGUUCUCCUGGGUGGAAAAAGGGGGCAACGAGACUGCUAUGGUCGUUUACCAAGCAGAGCGUGGACGAUGAUCUGAAGAGGAUUGAACGUCUCAAGACCUCGGUCAUGAGCGCUGUGCAGCUUAACGAUGUCAUGUUAUCUCAUGCAAUCAAGGAUACGGUUGCAGAUGUCAAUGGCACGGUUGAUGUUAUCUUAAUGGACGACAAAGCUGAGAGAGUGGCGAGGUGGCUGACCCCUUUGGAUUACGUCACCAUUCAACGGGCGAAGCUAAAAGAGCGCGUCGGUGACACUGGAGAAUGGUUCCUUGAGUCCUCAGAGUUUAAGAGUUGGAAGGACGGUUCUACGGAGUCCCGUACUUUGUGGUGUCCUGGCGGUCCGGGCGUUGGAAAGACCGUCUUGGCCUCCAUCAUCGUCAACUCUCUGCAGUUGCCGGACUACGAGGAGACAUUCGUCCAGAAGAAGACACUUGUCCUGAAUAUCUUCUGUGAUUACCGAUAUGCGAACGCACAAACCGUAGAGAACGUUCUCCGUAGCCUCUUGAAACAGCGAGUCCAAGCACACGGUCUCUCUGACUCGAUUGCAUUCCUCUAUGACAAUAACACACCCCUUUUCCUUGAUAAUCUCACCGAAGUCCUCGCACAAGAGCUGAAAUCGUUCGACCGUGUCUACAUUAUCCUUGAUGCCUUGGACGAAUUUCCGGAAAAUGAUGGAGGUCAAGAGAAGUUGAUUAAUGCCCUGCGGAUGCUGGGCAGCAAUACUCGACUUCUUGUGAUGUCGAGAGACAUCCCCGCGAUAGGAUCACUGUUUAAGACAGAUACCUGGUUGGAUAUUAGAGCUACCGAUGAGGAUAUCAAGACGUAUAUCAAGACCAAGUUCUCUUCUGGCCGUCUUUCCCACCACAUCAAAGGACGAGGCGAUCUGCGUGAGGAGAUACUCAGCGGAGUAACGAUGAAGGCUGAUGGCAUGUUCCUUCUGGCGGGCAUGCACAUGGACUCACUUGCUGAGACCUCAAAUCGAAAAUCACUUCGAGAUGCACUCACAAAACUGCCAGGAAAUAUAUGGGAGGCGUAUGACAAUGCGCUGGAGAGGGUUAAUAGCCAAAGCGAAGACCGUCAGGAACUUGCGCACCGUGUAUUUGGGUGGAUAGCCUUUGCCAGGCGCCCUUUGACGGUGUUGGAACUGCGGUAUGCAUUGGCCGUGGAACCGGGGAUGACAACUCUAGACCUCGACAAUCUCCAUGAUGAGGACUUUUUGGGAGAUGUCUGUGCUGGGCUUGUCGUCAAGGACGAAACAUAUAGCGAGUGGGAAGAAUUUCAGCUGAGUGGAGCUACAAUGAAGUUCAUGCAUCAAACAACCCGAGAGUAUUUUCAUGACCGCCGAUGCGCUGAACUCUUUCCUCGCAUCCAAGAGACCAUCACGCGCACCUGCUUGUCAUAUAUGUCACUCGACGACUUUGAGCUUCCCACAGAUGUUGAUAAUGCCGACAACGACAACGUUCUCUGCGCUCUUGCUGAAAAGCAUCCGUUCCUGCACUACUCGUCUGUUCACUGGGGACACCAUGCUAGCGGACCAGUGGAACAUUCAAUAGAAGAUGAAAUCGUUGCGUUUCUCACUGACGGCGUUGACUCGGCAAACCGCAAAAAGGUCGCGAACAUCUUUCAUAAAAGAACCGUAUCCAGUGAGGCGCCUGUUCCAGUUCAGUUUGCUAUGGAUUAUGGCCUCUUGCAUAUCAUGGACGUUCUCCUCUCACAUGGAAAGUACCCAUGCAAGGAACCGCUGUUGCUGACAGCUGUACAGCGAGGGGAUCUUGAGAUGGUGAAGCUGCUACUGGACCAAGACAACGUUGAUCCAAAUGCCCUGUCACCCUCAUCGAAACAGACACCCUUGUUGUAUGCUGUAGAAGAGCAGGGCCAUACACAUAUUGUGGAGUUGUUAUUGCAGUCUGGGCGGGUUGAUGUGAAUAGCAAGGGCAGGAAUGGAUGGACACCCCUUAUGAUGGCGGUCAGUCAUGGAAUCAUACCGACCGUCGAAGCCUUACUGAAACACCCUGGAAUUGAUGUUUUGGCGAGAGACGAUGACGGUAAAGCUGCGUACACUCAUGCUUGUCACUCAGGACCAGACAAUGGUGGGAUGGUUACGCUUUUUAAGAAAUAUGGAUGCAGCGCCGAGUUAGAUAAUUAUCAGCCUAUCUAUCUGACGCCUGUCAACUAUCUACGUUCCCAAUGA
This is a messenger RNA of Desarmillaria tabescens, 2505 nucleotides long. RefSeq lists its product as uncharacterized. The transcript is spliced from 6 exons. Gene Ontology annotation, molecular function: protein binding. NCBI's taxonomy places the organism in Eukaryota, Fungi, Basidiomycota, Agaricomycetes, Agaricales, Physalacriaceae. Bases 1 to 2505 code for a protein of 834 amino acids. The record is from RefSeq and is a predicted model, not a curated record.